Molecule: messenger RNA, 1255 nt
Organism: Chinchilla lanigera (long-tailed chinchilla)
Lineage: Eukaryota; Metazoa; Chordata; Mammalia; Rodentia; Chinchillidae
Product: translation initiation factor IF-2-like
Exons: 5
Coding region: 140-1255 (371 amino acids)
Source: RefSeq, a predicted model, not a curated record
UUGUCUUCCUGGCUCCCCCAUCCCAGGACCCCCUCCGGUCACAAACAGCCCACGGGCAAGCCCAGGGCACAUCUUGGAAGCAGCAGCUGAUUUCUGCCAGAAAGCCAGAUGGGGUGAGGAACCGGGGGUGUGGUCCCCCAUGAGCACGCACGACCUCCAACACCUCUCCCAGAGGCGCCAGUCUCCCCACCACGCAGAAAUUGGGGUGUGGAACCCUGCUCGCGAGGCCCCCACCCUGGGGUCCGGGGGCGAUUUCCCGAGCUUGGAGGGCCGGAGGGAGGGGGCGUGGUACUCGCCCUCCGGAUUUAUGAGAACCAGACACAGACUUCCUCCGUUGCGACAUCUGCGCCUUCUCGAAGCUCCAAUUGUCCCCGCGGCGAAGGGCCCCGCCAUAGCGUCGCCCCGGCCUGGCGUCAGUCACCGCGGGGCCCGAUCCGCGCUUCCACGCGGGGUAACCACCCCAACCCACCCCGGGGCUCCAGGAGACGCUUCGACCCAGGAGGGAUCUCUGCACCCGGGCUGGGGCAGGUUCCGCGACACGGAGACCCCGGCUCCUGACGGGGCGACUUUGGGCCGGUUCCCAGACCCUGUAGCCCCAGAACCGGAUGAUCUCUGCCCGCGCCGGGGCCACCGACCCAGCGCGCGCAGCUCCAGCCCCGCGGAGGGGGUGGGCCCGGAGCGGAGCAGGGCAGGCAGGGACCACGGUGUCCCCAGCGCUACGCCCGUGUGCGCGCCGCUGCCCCGUGGAGCGCCGCCGCACGCGCCCCGGUCCGAACGUGUCGCCUUUGUGUGCGCGGGUGGGAGGAGGAGGAGGACGCGCGAGGGAGGGGAUGCGCCCCCGCUGGGAUCGCUGGCGACCCUCAUCCGGGGCCGGGCGGGGAGUGGCGGGAGGGGCCGAGCCGCCUCCGGAGCAGCUGCGUCCCCGCCCCCUGCUACGACCCAGGCCGGGCGGAGAGGCCCUUCGGCCUCGGCCAUUGAGGAACCUGCGGGCUUCGCGGGCCAGAUCCGCGCCAGCGCAGCGGCCGAGGCCGGGCAGAGGCGGGGACGCGCUCGGGCCCCCAGCAGCCCUAAAAGGAGACGGGUGGGAAGAACUGGGAAAUUCCAUGCGUGUCCUUACGCUGGCACAGAGCCUGGGGGCCACAGGAGAACCAGCGCCUACAUCCCCCCGCCCCCCGCAGAGCUGGAGGAAGGGAGGGUGUCUGUGUCCCGCACAGGAGGGGUGGAAGUGACUGCCACAGAGGCCUGGGGCAGCUAG